This is a messenger RNA of Mauremys mutica (yellowpond turtle), 1505 nucleotides long. RefSeq names its product zinc finger protein RFP-like. The coding region runs from base 1 to 1449 and encodes 482 amino acids. Gene Ontology annotation, molecular function: zinc ion binding; protein binding. The record is from RefSeq and is a predicted model, not a curated record. The transcript has 7 exons. NCBI's taxonomy places the organism in Eukaryota, Metazoa, Chordata, Testudines, Geoemydidae.
AUGGCUACUGUGGAAAAACUCCAAGAGGAAGCUUCUUGUUCCAUCUGCUUGGAGUAUUUCCAAGACCCGGUGUCUAUCCACUGCGGGCACAACUUCUGCCGGGCCUGCAUCACUCAGUGCUGGGGCGAACUGGCUACAAACUUCUCCUGCCCCCAGUGCAGACAGACCGCCCAGCAGAGAAACUUCAGGCUGAACAGGGAGCUGACGAACAUGGUGGAGCUAGUGAAACAGCUGAAGUUGCCUCCAAUGACAGAGCCAGAGGCAGAGCGAGUGUGUGAGAAACACAGGGAGCCUCUGAAACUCUUCUGUGUGGAGGAACAACAAUUAAUCUGUUUGGUCUGCAGAGAGUCCUGGGCGCAUGGAGCUCACGCUGCGGUUCCCAUCGAGGAGGCUGCCCAGAAGUACAAGGAGCAAGUCAAGGCUCGACUGCAGGCUCUGAAGGAAGAGAGAGAAAAACUCCUGGGAUUUAAAUUGACUGGCGAGAGGAUGAGCUGGGAGUAUGUGGAAAAGAUCAAAAAGGAGAGGCAGAGAAUUGGGUUUGAAUUUCAGCAGCUCCGCCAGUUUCUGGAGGAACAAGAGUGCCUUCUGCUGGCCCGGCUGGAAGAGUUGGACAGGAUUAUGAAGUGGCAAAAGGAAACGGUCACCAGAUUUCCCAUGGACAUUUCCCAUCUUAAUAGCCUGAUCAGUGAGCUGGAAGGGAAGUGCCAGCAGCCAGCGAGUGAUUUCCUGGAGGACAUCAGGAUCACCUUGAGCAGGUGCGAGAUGUUCCAGCAGCCCACGGGGAUUUCUCUUGAGCUGGAAAAGAGACUCAGUGAUUUCUCUCAAAAAACUAUUGCUUUAAAGGAGACCCUGAGGAAAUUCAAAGACACUCUGGCUCUGGCACUACAGACGGGGGCAGGGAGAUCUCUAGCGUGGGGAGUGGACACCAUAGGAAGAAAGGCGAAUGUGACUCUGGAUCCAGACACAGCUCACCCCCAGCUCGUCCUGUCUGCGGACGGGAAAGGCGUGAGACGGGGACACGAGCAGCAGGAUCUGCCCGACAAUCCCGAGCGAUUCAAUUCCGUUCUCUCCGUGCUGGGCCGUGAGGGGUUCACCUCAGGCAGACACUACUGGGAGGUGGAGGUGGGCGUUGGGGGAAUCUGGUCGGUGGGGGUAGCCAGGGAGUCUGUGAGGAGGAAGGGACGGAUGAGCAAUUACCCUGAGCAGGAGAUCUGGGCUGUGGGUCACUGGGGCGGUCAGUACCGGGCUUACACCUCCGGUGAGACCAUUCUGCCCCUGCCUACGAUCCCCAGGAGAAUCCGGGUGUCUCUGGACUAUGAAGGGGGGCGGGUGGCAUUUUUUGAUGUUGACAACAAGUUCCUGAUCUUCAUGUUCCCACCAGCCUCUUUCACCGGGGAGAGACUCUUCCCUUUCUUCUUGGCGGGAUCCCCACUCCGGCUGUGUCCCUGAGAUAGGGGCAAAGGGGAAUGGUCCCAUGUGACCAUAGGUGCUGACUCCACGGGUGC